UCUCGUGGCUCCUCAGCUUCUCAUUCUCAGUGUCCGUCGGACUGAGUCCACGUGAGACGUGACGUCAACUGGGGUAGCUGGGUAGCUUUGCCCAGGUUUCAGUGUCAUUAGCUUCGAGUUUAGUAUGCAGCUCUUUCAGCCAUGCGGCUCUUGGAUCUGGUUGGCGCAGAUUCUGGUACUUGAAGCGCUCCGAUGUCCACAUCAGCGACAAUUGAAGGUUUGCUGCUCCAGUGGUUCGCUACCGGAUGGUGUGAGAGGUCAUCCAGAUUGCGUUCAACGCGGCAUGGAUUGGAUGGCAUGCUGCCAGCCCAAAGGCUACAAGGCAGAUGUUAAGCUUUUGGCCUGGAACCGAAACCACUCGAAUGAUGCGAGUGCUGGCACCAUGCGCCUUCCCGACCCAGAUCAAAAGAAUGACUUUGGGCGCUUGUGGGCAUCGAUACGACAAACAUUGCCUGAUGACUUGAAGCCAGAACUGCUGCAGAGAGUUUUCAACGAGUUAUUUGGACUUGGUUGGGAGCACCCAUCGUGGAGUGUUCUUCAGGCUGACCCAUCGGAUCACACGCGCGUUUUAGCUACAUGUGAUCUUUUUCCGGUUGGUUCAGGACCUCAGACACUAUUGAUUCUUAGUAGACUUCGGAUGAUUCAGCCCAUUGCCAUGUUGCUUUGGGCCACGAAGGAGAUUGCCUUGGCCUUGUUCCAUGGCACAUCGAUUCGUCGGGGCUUGUCCGUUCUUCAAUCUGCAACCAUCCUGGCACGGCGAAUGGUACGUGGUGCGAAUGAUUACAAGGAGAUGUGGCCGUUUGAAAGGCCGCUAUCGUAUAUCAGAGCUCUGGCAAACGUCCCGGACCAUGCUCAAAAGGUCCGCGCUGCAACUGAGACUGGGGACUUCCUCAAGGUGGCACAGAGAAAUCAGCUGUUCGCCAUCUUUCUGCACAACUUGGAGCAUUUGAUGAUCAGCUCAGCAAAGCUGCCUCAGAGGAAUGGCUUGAUUCAGGCACCUUUCCCGGUGACCUUCAAUGACAGCGUCUGUUGUCAUCGGAGCAGCGUGCUGAAGAUGUUGCUGGCGGAGCUGCGUGCAGAGCACCCCACUGAGACACUACAUGUGGCCGAAGUUGGAGUGGGUUGGGGCUCUUCCUCCUUUUAUACAAUGAAUUCAGAUGCGAACUUGCAGUAUUUGGGUGUAGAUAACUAUCUCUUCUAUGGGAAAGUUGCAGACGCAGCGACUCCCCUACCCCGCUGGGUGAAGCGCGCCCAAGGGUCGGCGGAGCAGAUUUUUCACCGAUUUGGUGGCAAACUGGUGGACGAUUUCAGCGAAAAUGCAGCCAAAGGAGUUGCGAAUCAAUCGUUGGAUAUGCUGUUUAUUGAUGGUGCUCACCGCUUCCGCGAAGUGCACAAGGAUCUCUUAAAAUGGCAACCAAAGGUGAAGCCAGGUGGAUAUUUGAUUGGCCAUGACCACAAUGCUGAUUGGCCCGGCGUUUCCCGGGCUCUUUGCCGGAUAAGGCAGAACAAACCCAUCUCCUUUGGUGCUGACUUUACCUACUGGUGGAGGGUUUGACAACCUCCGAAAUUCCCCAAAUUAA
Cladocopium goreaui is the source of this 1580-nucleotide messenger RNA. NCBI's taxonomy places the organism in Eukaryota, Dinophyceae, Suessiales, Symbiodiniaceae. The record is from the annotation of a GenBank genome assembly.